AUGAGGUUACGACUUCAACAGGAGGAGAACCAGUCUAAAGCCAGUCAAGAGGAUGAAGGAGAUAGCCAUAGAAGGAGCGAUCGUCGAGGACCAACUACUCCAGAAGAACCAAACUCAGAUCUCCUCUGGGAGAUGAGAAAGGAGAUGGACGAGCUGAGGAACGCCAUUAAGGGGAAAACAGACCGAAGCCUGGAUAGAAUGGUCAGGACAACAAAUUCGCCUUUCACCAUGGCAAUCUUGGAAUGCCCUGUGCCGUUGAAAUUUCGAUUGCCUCAGCUUGAGCUGUUUGAUGGACUUAAGGACCCCCUGGACCACCUCAACACCUUCAAGACGACAUUAGGCCUUCAACAGCCUCCUGACGAAAUACUGUGUCGUUCCUUCCCCACCACUCUCAAAGGAGUUGCACGGGAAUGGUUCACAAAGUUACCAACAUCGUCCAUCGACAGCUUCGAGCAGUUGGGCAAUGCCUUUUUGCGCCACUUCGUCGGGGGACAAUGCCCGAAGAGGCCAGCAAACCACUUACUCACCAUUAGACAAGGAGAAAAAGAGACCUUGAGGUCGUACGUGAAACGCUUUACUUUGGAGACUCUGGAGGUAGACGAAACUGACGAAAAGGUGCAGUUGACAACCUUUAAAGCGGGUUUGAAGUCCAGAGAGUUUGUGGUUUCACUCGCGAAGAAUCCUCCUAAGACGAUGGCAAUGAUGCUCCUGAAGGCACAAAAGUGCAUGAACGCUGAAGAUACUUUAGCUGCCAUAAAGGAGGAGGAAAAGAUAGGAAACAAGGGAAAGCAGGAAGACGAUCGUAAAGGACGAAAAAGGAAGAGCCCAGAUCGUCAGACUAGUGACGAAAGUAAAAGGAAAGAUGAAAAAACUACUCGAACAGAUGAGCACUACCUCAAAUGGCCAAGGCCAUUACAUUCGUCACCCAACGUGCGCAACAAAAAGAAGUAUUGUCAGUUCCAUAAGGAUCACGACCACUACGAUUGUGGGGACCUAAAAGAGCAGAUAGAGGAACUUAUACGAAAAGGGAAACUGCAGAAGUAUGUGAAGAAGGGGAAUUCCAGUAGGUUCAGACACGACAACAAAACCAACAUGAUUCUUCACCCAGGGACGAGGAACACAUGUCCCAGUGUUCGCCAAGUGUGA
Messenger RNA from Quercus robur (English oak), 1146 nucleotides. RefSeq lists its product as uncharacterized. Bases 1 to 1146 code for a protein of 381 amino acids. The transcript has 2 exons. Lineage: Eukaryota; Viridiplantae; Streptophyta; Magnoliopsida; Fagales; Fagaceae. The record is from RefSeq and is a predicted model, not a curated record.